This is a messenger RNA of Polyodon spathula (Mississippi paddlefish), 2456 nucleotides long. Its product is annotated as prolyl endopeptidase. Gene Ontology annotation, molecular function: serine-type endopeptidase activity; oligopeptidase activity. Lineage: Eukaryota; Metazoa; Chordata; Actinopteri; Acipenseriformes; Polyodontidae. The transcript has 8 exons. Bases 146 to 1249 code for a protein of 367 amino acids. Gene Ontology annotation, cellular component: cytosol. The record is from RefSeq and is a predicted model, not a curated record.
AGCAAUAUAUAUAUUUAAUAGGGCUUCCUGUAAAUACUGAACUUGUAUUUCACUUUCGCUUUGCAAGCAGCUACUGUAGUAGUGGUUCACGUAGCCUGGGAGGAAAAAAAAAAAACGAAACGUCUAUAUUCGUUUACAAGUAAAAAUGGUGCUCAAAUACCCAGAGGCCCGGAGAGAUGAAAGCAUUAUUGACGACUACCACGGCACGAAAAUCCCAGAUCCCUACGCGUGGCUGGAGGACCCGGACAGCGAGGAGACGAAGGCGUUUGUGGAGGCCCAGAAUGAGCUGACCAUGCCUUUCCUGGAGAAGUGUGCGGUGGGGACAAAGUUUCACCAGAGACUGACGGAGCUUUACGACUAUCCCAAAUACAGCUGCCCCUACAAGAGAGGGAACAAGUACUUCUAUUUCUAUAACAAGGGGCUGCAGAAUCAGGAUGUGCUGUACAUGCAGGACUCUCUCCAAGGGGAGGCACGGGUCUUCUUUGACCCCAAUCUUCUCUCUGAAGACGGGACUGUGGCUUUGAAAAUGGCGCGUCUGUCAGAGCAGUGCGAGUGCUUUGCCUACGGGCUGAGUGGCAGUGGAUCGGACUGGGUCACUGUGAAGUUCAUGACAGUGGAAGAUCAGAAGGAGCUGCCCGACACUCUGGAGAGGGUGAAAUUCAGCUGCCUGUCCUGGACUCACGACAGCAAAGGAGUCUUCUACAACUGCUACCCCCAGCAGGAGGGCAAAGCUGACGGCACAGAGACCACCACCAAUCUCAACCAAAAGCUGUUCUACCAUGUGAUCGGAACCAACCAAUCCGAGGACAUCCUGGUCGCAGAGUUUCCUGAUCACCCCAAAUGGCACAGUAGCGCGACGGUGUCGGACGACGGGCGGUAUGUGCUCCUGUCUAUAACAGAGGGAUGUGAGCCAGUGAAUCGGCUGUGGUACUGUGACCUACAGCAGCUGAGCGGCGGCAUUACUGGGAUUCUGCCAUGGGUGAAGCUCGUUGAUAAUUUUGAGGCUCAGUACACCUACGUGACCAAUGAGGGCACUGUUUUCACCUUCCGUACCAACCUGCUGGCUCCUCGAUACCGUCUCAUCAACAUUGACCUGCAGAGUCCACACCCCUCUCUGUGGGCGACACUGAUCCCAGAGCACGAGAAAGACGUCCUAGGUAAGAGAGACUUCCUGGCCUUUCACCUGGUUACACGCACAGGGAAAUCACUCUUACCUGUCACGCCUGCCCGUUCACUAAGAGUGGUAUAGAGAAUUGUGCAGGGCUCCACAAUAUGAACGGGGUCCUUCAAAAGAACCAAUCUGGCAAUCUAUAGUCUUAAGUAAAUGCAAGUACGUACAAAUGUGCCUGAAGGUGUGUCUAAAGCUGAGGGAACACAAAGCCACUUUUUUUAGUAAUAUUGGCUUGAAGUCUGGUUCCAGCAGACCAGGAAACCUAGUUUGAGGUAACUUUGCUGUAUCAAACCCCAAGUCUCCCCUGGUGUGCCAUGCAGUGGCCUGAAACCUAGUUUCCGGAGCCCAAGUUCCAAGCUACAAAGUGGCUUUGUGUUCCCUCGGCUUUAGUGUAGGGUCUACCAGUUCGCCAGCUUUUUUAUAUUGAUAUUUCUGUAUGGCUCUGUAAGAACCAGGUAUUAGGAAUGGCUGGUUUAGCCAAAUAAAGGUUCUGAUCUAUUUCAUUAUAAAAUAUAUAUUUCUGGUACCAUAUUUAAGAAGCUCUUCCUCGGUCUGUUCACCAGCAGAGUGCUACUCUCCCCUCCCCACAGUCUUCUUUCCUGUCAAUAGCCUGCCAUCUGUGUCCUCUAAUGAGUGAAUGUUUUAUAGCAGGUCACAUGAUCUAAAGGCUGGAGUGCCAUGACCUAGGAAGUGAAACAGUACUGAAAGUAAGACAUGCUGACUGAGAUCUUCGGGUGGCCAAAGUCGGCUCUUCAACUCCCAGUCUUUGUUUCAACCCUCUUUGAACUUGUUUUGAACAAAUUCAACCUCCAUCCGGACCCUGAAGUAUCUCAUUUUACAUGUAAAACCUGGAGUGGAUUAGCCCUCCAGGACCGUGAUUGGACACCCACCCCUAGGAUCUUUUUUUAUUGAAAAUUCAUGUUGUAUGUUGACAAAGAGCACACCGUGUUAGAUUAUUGCAAUAGCUUUGACCAGUUUAAAACAGUCAUGAUAAGCAAUGCUGAAAUUCCAUAUACAGGGAUGGCUUUUCAAAUAAACUGCACAUCUUGAUAUACCUGGCUAUCAUUUUUAUUUGUAUGCAGAAAUUUUAAUAUCUUGGUGUUUUGCUCCCCCACAGUGAUGAUAAAGCUCCAUUUUCUAUGUGUUGAGCUUCAUAGCCGGUGUGAAUUUUCACUGGUCUGAUUACAGGCACUUGUAACUUGACUGUCCUCAAAAUAGGACGCAGCAGUUUGUAGCAAGAAUGAUUGAUUUAGAAUGUAUCUACUGAGCAUCAAAAGAAACUUAU